This is a messenger RNA of Knipowitschia caucasica, 444 nucleotides long. The record is from the annotation of a GenBank genome assembly. NCBI's taxonomy places the organism in Eukaryota, Metazoa, Chordata, Actinopteri, Gobiiformes, Gobiidae.
AUGGCGGCGCUGGCGUCCUUGAUGCUGAAGUCUCGCACAGGCCUGCUGCUCCCCAGUCAGUGCCUGCUGCUGGACUCCGUGAGAUCUGCUUCCAAAAAGGCCGGUGGCAGUAGUAAAAACUUGGGAGGGAAGAGCCCGGGGCGCAGAUACGGCUUUAAGAAACAAGAUGGCGACUUUGUCCAUUCUGGAAACAUCCUGGCCACACAGAGAAACUUGCGGUAUCACCCUGGAGCUCAUGUGGGCCUCGGCACCAACAACACCCUGUUUGCUCUGGAGGACGGUCUCGUGCGCUUCACUAAAGAGGUGUACGUCCCUCCCCCUUACAGCCCCGAGGCGCGGGACGUCCUGCCACGGCUCCCGAGGGGCUCUGUGCUCUACAAGACCUUCAUCAACGUGAUGCCGGUCAAGCAAGAGGGCAAGUUCAGACUGCUGGAGCUGCAGUAG